AUGUAUGGCUUGAAAUACAGAAAUGAAGACAAUGUUCAAGAGGACAAAGAAGAUGACGACGAUGAUGAGCAUGUAACUACUACUGCCAAGACACCACAAAGCCGUAAUGGAAGCUUGCUGGCUUUCAAGGUCGAUGGUGCUAAGCUCCAUCUAGUUCAGACUGUUUCACAACCGUCAGCAAUUUUGGACCUUCGCUUUCACCCAGCCAAAGACAAGCAAAAUAUCCUGGCUGUGGUAUCCAGUACAGGCACUCUGGCCGUAUUCAAGCUGGACUCUGCACAGAACUCCUCGGCACCCCUACAGCACAUCUCAACAAGUCGAUGCGAAGAUAUUGGAGAGGAUUCUUUGUUCCUACAGUGUAAUUGGCACCCCGAGAUACCCAAUGUAAUCGGUGUAACAACAUCGACAAGCCCUGCACUACUCCUGCACUUGGAUGAGGAAUAUUGCAUCAAAGACUACACAGAGCUCAACAUUGCCAAUUCACUCGAGGCUUGGUGCAUCGCCUUUUCUUCAGGGACAGCUGCUUCAAACGACGACAAGUCACACGCUACAGCUUAUUGCGGCGGAGAUGACUCAAUACUCCGCUAUACAUCCUGUGUCUGGGAUCCCAAUGAUUCUGAUCCCCCCUGUGAGGAGCCCUAUUCACCCAUCACCAUCAAAGGAAUGCACGACGCAGGAGUCACCGCAAUUCUCCCACUCCCUUUAUUCACUCAGAACAAUGGGAGGGUUGUUGUGACAGGCAGCUACGACGAUAACCUACGUGUUUUCAUUAUACACGACCUGCACGAGACCUAUGGCAUGAAAAAGGUCGAACUGGCACUUGAAGAGAACAUGGGAGGAGGCGUUUGGCGUUUGGAUCUUGUCAAUAUUCAAAAGGGCACUGACUCAACUAAGAUCAGAAUCCUCGCUUCAUGCAUGCACGCGGGUGCAAGGCUUGUCAAUUUGGAGUUGAAGCAAGAACAAGACUGGUCUUGCAAGAUCCUGGCAAGAUUUGAAGAGCACAAGAGCAUGAAUUAUGGCAGUGAUUUUGUGAGGAGUGAUCAAGCGGGAGAAAGCCUGUGGUGUGUAUCGACUAGCUUCUAUGACAAGCUGCUUUGUUUUUGGAAGUAUGAGCCAUAG
Messenger RNA from Fusarium graminearum PH-1, 1119 nucleotides. RefSeq lists its product as uncharacterized. The record is from RefSeq and is a predicted model, not a curated record. Bases 1 to 1119 code for a protein of 372 amino acids. Lineage: Eukaryota; Fungi; Ascomycota; Sordariomycetes; Hypocreales; Nectriaceae. Gene Ontology annotation, molecular function: protein binding. The transcript is spliced from 4 exons.